AUGGACAGCGAGUCCGCUCAGCAGCAGGAAGCGAGGGUGGAGCACCUAUGGAGGAUACUAGAUACCCGGGGAGAGGGCCAGCUAAAUGCUGCGGACCUGAAAAAGGGACUGGCAAAGAUGGACCAUCCACUCAAGCAUGCCGAUGAGCUUCUAAGAGACGUGUUGCAUGCUGUCGAUUCGAACAAGGACGGCAAGAUACAAUUCCAAGAGUUUUGUGCCUUUAUCAAGGAGACGGAGCGGGAGCUUUGGUCACUGUACAAGAGUAUCGACAGCAACGAUGAUGGCAAGCUCGACAAGAAUGAGCUCCGAGCUGCUUUCAGCAGAGCGGGGUUGGCAGUGCCGAAUUCGAAGCUCGACCGUUUCUUUUCCGAGGUUGACACCGAUCACGAUGGAGUCAUAAGCUUCGAAGAAUGGCGGGACUUUCUAAUCUUCCUACCCACCCACACCACGACCCUACAAUCCGUUUUAUCCUACUACUCGUCGACCGUCCAGGUGAACCCAGAAGGGGACGUCAUUAUCAGUGACGAGACAAUACACGGCCUAGGUACUACACUCUUCAAUUCUUUCUUUGGCUCCAUCGUGAGCAUCGCCAAACCUCCGAGACGCCAAAUGGUUUUCGAUGAGAUCCUUGCCGAAGCGCGACAACCCGCGCCUUUGACGCGAUCACUCCCGCCCGGCCGCGUUCAACCUGUUCAGCUGCCGUCGCCGGACGUGUCCGUUGGCGACUGGACAGCAUGGGAAUCUUGGAAGUCGACGCUGAUUGCUUGUGUGCCGAAUCCAGGCUAUUUCGUGGCGGGAGGCCUUGCGGGCAUAGUCUCUCGAUCGACAACGGCGCCUCUAGAUCGACUCAAAGUUUACCUCAUUGCGCAAACCGGUGUUGCGCAGAAAACUAUUGAGGCGGCGAAAUCAGGUGCUCCGCUCAAAGUUGCGAAGAGCGCAUGGAGGCCUCUAGCAGAUGCAUGCAAAGAACUAUGGGCAGCUGGCGGUAUGCGAAGCCUCUAUGCAGGGAAUGGCUUGAAUGUGAUCAAAGUUAUGCCAGAGUCCGCAAUCAAAUUUGGCUCAUACGAGGCUUCGAAACGUGUAUUUGCCAAGCUUGAGGGUCACAACGAUCCCGAUCGGAUUCAGUCGUGGUCUAAGUUCGUCUCUGGCGGCGUUGGAGGCAUGAUCUCUCAGUUCGCUGUCUAUCCUAUCGACACUCUGAAGUUUCGCAUGCAAUGCGAAACUGUUGCCGGCGGCCUCCACGGAAACAGACUCAUAAUUGCGACGGCCAAGAAAAUGUGGGCUCGCAAUGGCAUAGUCUCCUUCUAUCGUGGAUUACCCAUGGGUCUUGUCGGGAUCUUCCCAUAUGCCGCCCUCGAUCUCGGAACAUUUGAGUACCUCAAGCGCGCCAUCACCGUGCGUAAUGCUCGCAAGAAUCGCUGUCACGAGGAAGAUGCUCAGCCCGGCAGCUGGGCUACUGCUUUCAUCGGUGGCUUCAGCGGUGCUUUCGGGGCCAGUGUGGUCUACCCGCUCAAUCUGCUUCGAACGCGGUUGCAGAGCCAGGGAACCGCAGUACAUCCUCGCACAUAUACCGGAAUAAUGGAUGUCACGCGCCAAACAAUCCAAGGAGAAGGCUUUCGCGGCUUGUUCAAAGGGCUGACACCGAACCUCCUCAAGGUGGUGCCCGCUGUGUCUAUAACCUACGUUGUAUACGAGAAUUCAAAGAAGCUGCUCGACCUCCGCUGA
Messenger RNA from Coniosporium apollinis CBS 100218, 1725 nucleotides. RefSeq lists its product as uncharacterized. Gene Ontology annotation, molecular function: ATP transmembrane transporter activity; calcium ion binding. Bases 1 to 1725 code for a protein of 574 amino acids. The record is from RefSeq and is a predicted model, not a curated record. Lineage: Eukaryota; Fungi; Ascomycota; Dothideomycetes. The transcript has 9 exons. Gene Ontology annotation, biological process: transmembrane transport.